Molecule: messenger RNA, 3900 nt
Organism: Cladocopium goreaui
Lineage: Eukaryota; Dinophyceae; Suessiales; Symbiodiniaceae
Source: the annotation of a GenBank genome assembly
AUGCUGAGGGCUGUCGAGGCCUUACAUGGGGCUUUGGGGGAUUCAGAAUGUCCGGCUGCUGACUAUUUGAGUUUGAAGGCAGAAGAAACAGAGGCAAACGAACCCACUGCCUCACCAUUAGAUGAGAUCAUCAGCAAGCUUGCUUCAGCGAGCUCCUCCAUUCAAUCAACUGUUGAUGGCACAGGCCAUAUACGGGUUACACGUACCAAGACGAAGUCGAAGAUGCCAUCUACGACAGAAGAAUACCGUAAGGUGAUGAAGGUUGAGAUGUUCUCAUGGUUGGCAAUGGCAUCAAGGUACAAAUCAAAGCAUUGGCUUCAUGGACUCACUGCAGAUCCUUUCUUGAAGUUUGUUGAGUAUGUGUUGGGAGAUCGGGUGUACGGUAUCCAGAUACCAACAUCGGAAGGGGCACAACAGAAGCUCCGCCCUGACUGGGCAAUUGUGCUGGCCUAUGAGCAGAAACUCCGGAAGGAGGCUAUGAGGCGAGUUAUGGAGGGCCACACACUUGCCGAUGCUCUCAACUCAGUAAUCAAAGAUGCAGACUUGAAGGAAGCUUAUUUCACAACCCCUGUUGCUUUGAAGGCCUCACUGAGUGACGCACAACCCAACAAAUGGCAGAGGUUCAAUUCAAAGGGUUCUUUCAGCGGCAAGUCUUCUCCAAGUUUUGCCAAAGGCAAAGGGAAGGGCAAGGGAAAAUCCAAGUCCUCGAAUCAGGCUGACAGUCGUUUGAAAGGGCUCAAUUUGGCUUGGCGUACACCUGACAACAGGGAAUUAUGCUUCGCGUGGCAAGCCGAGGCCUCAGGGAAUAUCAAGUUAAUUCUCAAAGAAUUUGACAUUGAGCGUUCCCCUGACCAUGAUCUCACCAAUGUUGCUUUGUGGACCGAGAUUCUUGAAACUCUUGAUGAGGGUUCCUGGUUCAUCAUUCAGGGCAAGAUUUCAACGGCGCCAUCCAGGCCCGAGACCAGUGCGAACGAAGGCAUGGCCCAGGGGAUUUCCAUGCGUGCUGCCAAUUCCAAUGGGUUUUUCAUUUUGGAACAUCCAGAAGAUUUGGGAGUUGUUGAUGAUGAGCAUCCUGGCUCUAUUUGGCAGUGGCCAGAAAUUUUGGAGCUCAUUCCCAAAUGCAAUGCUUGUUGUUUUGCGAUCCAUCAAUGUAGGUUUGGGGCCAUUACACCCAAGCCGACACGUUUGUUGACCAAUUUGCAAGUUUCUGAUUCUCGCUGUCACAUGUCGCUGCCAAAAUUUGAUCGGUCUGGUUUUUACAAAGGGCCACUGCCACGGAAAUGUGGCCACCGUCAUUCACAUACUUUGAUUGGAAAGACUGGCGCUAGAUGGAACACAAGCCCAAGUGCAGCAUACCCGCCACAGAUGUGUCAAUUUCUUGCUAAUUUGAUUCUCCAUGCAGCAGCAUCCUUCGGUGGGGGGAAGGAGAAGUCAAAUCACAGAGGUACUAAGAGAGGUUCUACAGCCCCUUUGCCAGCUGCGAAGGCCUUGAAAUCACAAGCUGGGCAAGUGCACAACUCGCCUCAUGAGGUGCACUUGGUACAGGACUCUGAUGAGGAGGAGACCACACAGUGUGAUGGUGCCGCUGCCACAGUUGAAACAACAGGCGAUGGGGGCAGUACAGUACAGGCAGAUACAACCACUGGCAUUUCACAUGUUUCUGGCGAUUCAUCAGGUUUUGCGAUCACUGGGCAAUUUGACGAUACAACCACCGGCAUUUCACAGGUUUCUGGUGAGUCACCAGGUUUUGAUAUGAGGGCCUGCUUGAAUGCUGGGGCACCUAUACAGGUUGAAUGGGAUGGUGCUACACGUGGUUUCAUCGAUGGGUUUGGGCUCUGCAGUCCAACGAGAUGGAAGCCGAGACAACGGGGAGUGCAUAGGACCCCAGCGAUGAUCCAACUUGCUGCUGACACUUUUGACAUCCUUGCAGAAUGUGUUGAUGAGUGCAUUGCAGAUGUACGUAAGGAAUCAUUUCGGUUGGUAACUGGCAAGAUUCAGCAAUCACCUUUUGGAGAAGAAGCUUUGAGGAAGUUGAGGGAGAAAUGGGCAAAUCUACUACGUGAUCCUGCUGAGGCAAAGGUAGCGGAUUCUGGCCAGCCUUUCUACUUGAGAGCUCUGGCACAAUGGUUGGGCGUCUAUGAGGACCCAGAUGCACAUUGGCUGGUUGACGAGUCGGAUUCUUUUGCUUCUGGGGUUUACAUUGGAGUGGAUCAGCCAUUGCCGAGAUCACCACAAGUUUUUCCGGAGAAAGACAAACACCGCAAACUGGAUGACACUGAAUUUUCUCCCAUUGCAGAUAAUUAUCCGUCGGCACAGAUCUCUGCAGUAGAGCUUGAGAAGAAGUUCAGAGAAGAGGAAGCCCUAGGGCGCAUGCAUCCCUCGAAAUUGGGGGUACUCAAACAGGAGUUUGGUGACAAGCUUCGGGUGGCUUCGAUGGCUGCGAUUUCAAAGCCUGAUGGAUCAGUCAGGCCACUGCAUGACGCCACUCAUUCUGUCAUGGUCAAUCACGAGAUAAGGUACCAGGACAAGAUCAUUUGCCCCGGCCCAUCUGAGAUUGCUGGAGUGGUCAGGGAGUCGACAGACACUGGUGAGGCACGGUUUUGUGUCAGCGCUGACAUCAAGGCGGCGCACAAAUUAGUCAAGGUGCGUCCCAGCGAUUGGGGAUAUCUUUGCUGCAGGGCCGACUCUUCAUCGGAUGUGGUGUGGGUCAACCGCACCGGGACGUCUGGAGUGUCCAGCGCACCAUAUUGGUGGUCGAAGUUGGCGGGCUUGAUUGGACGUUUUGUCGGUUACAUUUUUCACGACAGAUGGUUCAUGCAGAUGAUUUACGUUGAUGACCUACAUGGAUCAUUCGUUGGGACCAACAAGUUCAGGUUUUUAUGGAUAUGGAUCCUUGCUUACGAGAUGGUUGGCACUCCAUUUGGGUAUCACAAGUUCAAGGGCGGAUUCAGCUCAGAGUUUGUGGGUUUCCAUAUCAGGUAUGACCUUGCUGAGGUUGGGAUUUCAAAAAGGCGUGGUGACUGGUUGGUUGACUGGAUUAUGAAGGCAGCAUCCAACAGAUAUGUGGUGCCUUCUCGAGACUUUGUUGAGUUUCUUGGAAGACUUGGGUUUGUGGCCCAACUCAUCACUUGGCUGAAGCCACAUCUUUCACCUUUGUUCGCUUGGGCAUCAGUCACCUCGAGGAGCACGGUUGGGAAGCUGCCUGAGACGGUCAUUUUGACCUUGCAGUACAUUUUACGUGAGCUCCAGUCGGAGACAUACAUGGUGUCGACACGGCGGCCUGACAGCUUUGAAGGAGACCAGUUCAGGACUGAUGCAAAGUGUGCUGAUGGGUACAUUGUUUUGGCAGGCUGGGAGCUCGGAUCCCGACGUUGGUUCUCUUUCAGGUUAACACCCGACGAGGCUCCUUUCUUGUUCAAGGAAUCAGGGCAGUCACAAUGGUCUUCGACCUCUUCAGAGUUGCUGGCCACCUUUGCUGCCCUUGGUGCUUUUGGAUGGUUGACGGCAGACAGGCACCGGAAGUCUCUCACCAUUGCUUUCUGUGGAGGAACUGACAACAAGGCGAAUGAGUCACUGACAAUUAAACGGGCCACGACGAAGUGGCCGUUGAUGGCCAUCAAUAUGCAGCUCUCCUCUGCCCUCUCCAAGUCCAGGCUCUCCCUUCGCCUUAAGUGGCGUCCACGGGAGGAGAACACGGAAGCAGAUGACCUCACCAAUGAGAGGUUCUCCGAUUUUGACCCUUCAAAGCGGGUUGACAUUACUUGGAAGGAUUUAGAUGUGUCCAUUUUACAAGCACUGGUUCAGACGAGGGAGGAGUUUGAGAAGAAGAAACAGGAAGCUAAGGAGGCGUCUGACGGGCGUCAACCUAGAGGAAAGAAGUUUGACAAGUCGCCUUGGUAA